Rhagoletis pomonella (apple maggot) is the source of this 3790-nucleotide messenger RNA. It is a transcript of the gene Dna2, whose product is annotated as DNA replication ATP-dependent helicase/nuclease DNA2. Gene Ontology annotation, biological process: replication fork reversal. Lineage: Eukaryota; Metazoa; Arthropoda; Insecta; Diptera; Tephritidae. Gene Ontology annotation, cellular component: cytoplasm. Gene Ontology annotation, molecular function: 5'-flap endonuclease activity; single-stranded DNA helicase activity. The record is from RefSeq and is a predicted model, not a curated record.
ACUGCGCGACACCACGCGACGCGACACUUUUGCCUAGUUGGUCAACUUUGCCGCGCAGCGUCGCGUCGCGUAGCUCCGCUGCAGCGUAGUGCGGUAUGCUCCAUAAGAAUCCAUGCAAAGAAUAAUUUUCCGCGCUGUGUAGUGUCGUGUCGCGUCGCCUAGUGCGGUCGUACCUUAAAUUGGGUGGAUAUUUCGAAAUGGCGGGAGAUGACGAAAUAAAAUUCUGUGCGGAAUUAUAAAAUUUUGUUGUGUCAUUACCAUAAUAAACAUGAGUAAAUUAAAGAGAAUAACUUCGCCAAUGAAAGAGCAAAAUGAUACAAAAAAAGGCAAAACGUAGUAAUAGUGAAUGUAAAAUAUUUGAUGAAGAUUUGAACACCAGUUUUGAUAAGCUCUUUGAUGCUGAUGAUGAUUUUGAAUCAAUAAUAAAUGGUAGACACAUAUCCGUCGAUGAGGAUAAUAAGUUCGACCUUAGCAAAUGGCAACGUUGCACUGUGGUGGAAGCGGAACGUAAACGUCCCUCUUUCGAUUUGGUGCUACAAGUAUGCAAAGCGUCGAAUGAUCAGAUCGGGCAACAUGGUAAAGAAAACAAUACAGUAUUGACAAGGUGUCAUCUACAACAGCAGUGGAGUCAAACCGAGGUGAAGGCUGGCGAUAUUGUGUUCUUACAGGCGUUUUGGGAUGAUGAACUGCGAUGCUACAAAGUAAAUAAUGAGCUUGGAUUCUGUGUCACUAACCCAGAUACUCUAAUAUCUAGCACAAGUGUGGUUGGCUCACUUUUCUGUCGAAGAAAGGUGGUACUGCAAGAUCGGUUCAAGGGGAUCGAUGCCAAUAGUAAAGUGAUGAUUGUGGGCUCGAUGGCGCAUGAAAUGUUGCAGAUAGUACUUAAAAAAAGGUUGACAACUUCCCAAGAAAUUAAAAACGCGGCGCAGGAGCUCUUGGAAUGCAACGAAACAGCCUAUGAACUUUAUGCGAACUUAAUGACACGCGAUGAAUUAGCCUUGGAAUUAAGAAAAUUUAUACCUAACAUGAUAACUUUCGUAGAUCAGUAUAUUAAAGGAAAUACGCCGUUAGUGCAACAUAAAGACAAUUUUCAAGGCACUAUUGAACAAAUUCAAGAUAUCGAAGAGAAUCUUUGGGUACCACAACUUGGCUUAAAAGGCAAAAUAGAUGUAUCGGUGCGCAUUAAACAUCCAAGAUAUGAAAAAGUUUCAAAUACCAUACCGUUGGAAUUAAAAACUGGCCGCGCCACGUUUUCCAUGGAACACAAAGGCCAGGUUAUGUUGUACCAAAUGAUGCUCUCGGCUAUAGGCCGUGAGACAAACUCCAGCUUGCUGCUAUAUCUACGUGAAUGCAUAAUGCGUGAAUUGCGUGGAACGCGGAAUGAACAGAGAGACCUUAUUAUGCUGCGUAAUGAAUUAGCACAUUUUAUUUCUUACCAAAAUUCCAUUGCUGCUGCUGAUAAGACUUUUUUGAUGUCCAAGGAAGGAAAAUUCGUUCAGCCUAUAAAAUUGCCUGAUCCAAUUUCACAUCAUAGUGCAUGCGGAAAUUGUGAGUACGCAACGAUCUGCUGCACAUUCGCAAGAACUGAUCCCGAACUGCUAUUAAGAAAUGGGCAUCCAUUGAAAAAUGUCAUGCAAACUGUAACUGAACAUUUAAGAGAGGAGGAUUAUAAGUAUUUUAUGCACUGGUGCACUCUGCUUGUGUUGGAGGAACAAGAAAUCAGAAAAUCACACAAUUUGAGAACAUUAUGGACAAAUACGCCCGAGCAGCGUCAAAAAAAAGGUCUCGCGAUCACAGAUGUACAGCUGCAUGAGGUGUCUUGUGAGGGAUCACAUUAUCUACACAACUUCGAUAUUGAAACGACUAAUAAACAUGCAAAUGUGGAUCUCCUACUUAGCGGCUUUUCUAUUGGCGAGUAUGUGAUCGUCAGCACUUGCAAACGGUUAGCAGUCGCAGCCGGCUGUAUUGCCAACAUAUCAAAUACUAACAUCACCAUAAGUCUCGAACGUGAUUUACGCCAAAAUUACAAACAGGAGACAUUUAUAAUCGACAAGCAUGAAUCCCAAUCAGGCAACUCAUUCAAUUUUACGAAUGUGAGCUUGCUUUUGGAUAAUACAGAUCGGGCGAACAUGUUGCGCGAAAUUGUGGUACAUCGCAUGCAACCUAUUUAUCACAAAGUGUUGCCACAGAUCGUUGCGUCUGUGGGUGCACCUAUACUCAAACAACUGAAUUCAGUGCAGCGGUCUGCGGUUCUUAAAGCGUUAACAACAGAAAGUUAUAUGCUCAUCAAAGGUCUGCCAGGAACUGGCAAAACCCAAACGUUGGUGGCUAUUGUGCGUUUAUUGCAUUUGAUGGGUAAAUCCGUUCUCGUCACCAGUCACACCCAUUCAGCAGUAGACAAUUUGUUAGUGCGAUUAAAGCCAUACAAGCUGCCAAUGCUGCGUUUAGGUUCUGGAGCACGAAUUAACGUGGAAUUGCAGGAGUUCGGGGAGAGAGUUCUCCUUAAAGAGUGUCAUUCUGUGGAAUCAAUAACACAAAAGUAUAACUCGUAUAACAUUGUUGGCGUCACUUGCCUCGGUUCAUCACAUCCACUGUUUCUUCAUAGAAAAUACGAUUUCUGUAUAGUUGAUGAAGCAACGCAAGUAAUGCAAUCAACAAACUUGCGACCAUUAUUUUUUUGCGAUAAAUUUAUAUUGGUCGGAGAUCCCGACCAACUGCCACCCUUGAUACGAUCGAAGAAAGCGCGUCAACUGGGUGCCGAUGAAUCACUUUUCGAGCGGCUUGACACAGAAACGGCAACAUCGGUGUUGACGCUACAAUAUCGUAUGAAUAAAACUAUAACUCGACUGGCCAAUGAACUCACCUAUAACGGUACAUUACAAUGUGCCUCCAAGCAGGUAGAGCUUGAUGCAUUUCAAUUAAAUAUGUCAAAUGCAACUAAAACUGAAAAGUGGCUCCAGCGGGUCCUGCAGACCCACAUCGAUCAGGCUGUGUUUUUGUUAGAUACAAUAGACUGCACCGAACGACUGAAUGAAUUCGCUAAUGAAAGGCAUAAUAACACGCUGCUUACAGUUGCUGAUAGUUUGGGAGUUGGUGAUGUGGAGAAAGUAUGCACAGAGUCACCUGUCUCUAACGCACAAAAAACUGGAAGCAACAUGCACCUAUCCAAGUACAAUAAUUUCUGCGAAGCUGCCGUUAUUAUGCACAUUGUGGAACAGUUACUUAAGGCCGGCUAUGCGGCGGAACGAAUUGGUAUUAUUGCCCCAUACCGCGCCCAAGUGGAGUUGCUACGUAAACUGACCUUACAAUACGAUGUACACUACAGGGAUGAGUUUCCAAAUAUAAAUUUUGGUGCUGUGGAGGUCAACACAGUUGAUCAGUAUCAAGGCCGCGACAAAGAUGUUAUUCUGUUUUCUGGUACAAAAACUGGAGCUGUAGAAGAAAAUGAACGCGCUAGUAAUGCAGAAAUAUUAGAGGACAAGCGACGCCUUACUGUUGCCAUAACUCGUGCAAAACGCAAACUGCUGCUGGUGGGUGAUGCUGCUUGCUUGAAUAAAUAUACUCCUUUCCAUCUGCUACUCGGACUCAUACCAAGCUACUGUAAACUAAGGUUGGAAGACGGCAAAUUAGGUUUCGAUUGGAAAGCACUGUUAAACCAUCUAGCAAAUAUUAUUAAGACUUAGCAUUUUCACUUUAUUCUUCUUCGUAACUUAAUUGUGGCUUUGGUUUAUUUCCAUUCUUAUUUUCAUUAAAUUAUUUCAAAUAUAUUUAUGUAUAAACUUAUUUUAAA